Gadus macrocephalus (Pacific cod) is the source of this 1985-nucleotide messenger RNA. RefSeq names its product ubiquitin protein ligase E3 component n-recognin 7 (gene ubr7). The record is from RefSeq and is a predicted model, not a curated record. The transcript is spliced from 11 exons. Lineage: Eukaryota; Metazoa; Chordata; Actinopteri; Gadiformes; Gadidae. The coding region runs from base 172 to 1353 and encodes 393 amino acids. Gene Ontology annotation, molecular function: ubiquitin protein ligase activity; zinc ion binding. Gene Ontology annotation, cellular component: cytoplasm.
AUACGUGCACCGGAAGUAGUUGGGAAGUUGUCCAGAGACGCCACAACAACUAGCAGAUAACUGGACAGAAAUAGCUAAUAUUUAGGCUAAAUCAACACGAAAUCAGCCCGUCUGCAAAUCCGAUUUGUAUCCAUUUGAUAGAGGAGUGCAGAUCGGUGUAUAUCAAUAAAGAUGGCGGCCAACGAGGAAGAGGAAACCACCGUUUCUCUUGUGGAUGUUCUGGAGGAGGAUGAGGAGUUGGAGAACGAAGCUUCUGCUGUUCUGGCUGGCAGCGAUUCGGAUUUGUGCUCGUUUCCUCAGGGCUAUGUGAAGCGGCAGGCCCUGUACGCCUGCAACACCUGCACACCAAAGGGUGGAGAGGCAGCAGGUGUGUGUCUUGCUUGCUCUUAUAAAUGCCAUGAAGGGCACGACUUGUUCGAACUCUACACCAAAAGAAACUUCCGCUGUGACUGUGGAAACAGCAAGUUCAAACAACAGUGCAAGUUGUACCCAGACAAGGAGCAGCUCAACAGCGAGAACAAAUACAGCCACAACUUCUUUGGUCUCUACUGCACCUGCAACCGUCCGUACCCUGACCCAGAUGACCAGGUGGAGGACGAGAUGGUCCAGUGUAUUCUGUGUGAGGACUGGCUUCACGGCAGACACCUGGGAUGUGAAACGCCAGACAGUGUGGAGCUGCAGGAGAUGGUCUGCGGGUCCUGUAUGAACAAGAACCCCUUCCUAUGGACCUAUGCGGCCACCGUAGCAACUCCUGGUGGUCGACUAGAGGGAGAGGAGGAGCAGAAAGAGGAGCAGAAGGAGGUGAAGAGCGAGGAGUUGAAAAAAGAAGGGGAGCCGUCCACUAGCCGGGUGACCGGCGGCGAUGAAGAGGAGAAAACAGAGUUGAAGGUGGAGCGCUGCAAGCGGCGGUGCGAGGAGCUGGAGGAGGCGUGCCGGCUGAAGGAGCUGGAGGGGCUGGGGGGUCCCCGGAGGGUGCAGAGGGGGGCUGUGUUCUGGCCGGCCACCUGGAGGACCAAGCUCUGCUCCUGCGUCUCCUGCCAGAGGUGCUACGUUGCGUCCGGGGUGAGCUUCCUGCUGGACGAGUGCGACACAGUGCUGGCCUACGAGACCAAGGGCCAGCGCAGUGAGGAGGCGCAGAGGGGUCACGACCCCCUCAUGUCAGCCCUGGACAACCUCAACAGAGUCCAGCAGCUGGAGAUCAUACAUGGAUACAACGACAUGAAGACGGAGCUGAAAGACUUCCUCCAGAGCUUUGCAGCGGAGGGAAAGGUGGUGACGCCCGACGACAUCAGACGGUUCUUUGAACAGCAGCAGAGCAGGAAGAGGCGGCGGGCGGACGGGCAGAUGUUCUGAUCUCAGAUCAGUUCUGACACCGCCGGUUUUUACCUGGACUGUAGUACUGUGCUCAAGUUCUAUAGUACCUUAGUUCACGUGUAACAGUGCACCCUAUAUUAAAAGUCGGUAAAUAUAGAAUAUUGUAUCUUUUAUCUUUUAGGGCUAUCACACACCCCCAUCCCAGCAGAACGUACAAGACACCUUAAAGUUGUUUAUUCGUAAUUUCAGGAUCUUAUAUUUUCAAUAUUCGCACACAGGUAGGAUAUCACACAACAUUUUGCCAAUAGUGGUACAUAGUACACUCUACCAUUAUAGGAGGUAGAUGUGAAUGUACAACAGUACACCCUACCCCUACAGUGGUACAUGUGCUAUAGCACUGGUCUACUCGGUAGGCUUCAAUGUACCACAAUACAUCCUACCUUCAAACUAGGUAGAUUUGUUAAAUUAACUAUUGUACACCCUACCUUUGUACUAGGUAUACGUGAUAAAUGUUCCAUUGUAUCCUAUCUUUAUACUAGGUAGAACAUCUGCAGUUUUGUGUAAAUAACGCUUUAAUCAUUGAUUGUAUUUUAAAAAUGGUUCUUCAUUGGCAUAUUGAUGAACGUGUUUAUUAAAGUGUCAACCCUGGUUUGCUGCCGUUUGAAGGAGAA